This is a messenger RNA of Homo sapiens (human), 1477 nucleotides long. RefSeq names its product otoraplin (gene OTOR). Lineage: Eukaryota; Metazoa; Chordata; Mammalia; Primates; Hominidae. The coding region runs from base 45 to 431 and encodes 128 amino acids. The record is from RefSeq and is marked reviewed. The transcript has 4 exons. Gene Ontology annotation, cellular component: extracellular region.
CCCCGCUUCCAGUCAGAGUUCAAGUUAAAACAGAAAAAAGGAAGAUGGCAAGAAUAUUGUUACUUUUCCUCCCGGGUCUUGUGGCUGUAUGUGCUGUGCAUGGAAUAUUUAUGGACCGUCUAGCUUCCAAGAAGCUCUGUGCAGAUGAUGAGUGUGUCUAUACUAUUUCUCUGGCUAGUGCUCAAGAAGAUUAUAAUGCCCCGGACUGUAGAUUCAUUAACGUUAAAAAAGGGCAGCAGAUCUAUGUGUACUCAAAGCUGGUAAAAGAAAAUGGAGCUGGAGAAUUUUGGGCUGGCAGUGUUUAUGGUGAUGGCCAGGACGAGAUGGGAGUCGUGGGUUAUUUCCCCAGGAACUUGGUCAAGGAACAGCGUGUGUACCAGGAAGCUACCAAGGAAGUUCCCACCACGGAUAUUGACUUCUUCUGCGAGUAAUAAAUUAGUUAAAACUGCAAAUAGAAAGAAAACACCAAAAAUAAAGAAAAGAGCAAAAGUGGCCAAAAAAUGCAUGUCUGUAAUUUUGGACUGACGUUUUAAGAAUUUGUUACCUUACAGAAGAGCAAGGGCUUAGGGGUUGGAGGUGGCAGAUAAAAGAGGAUUUUCAACUCAAAUCUUGUUUCCUGCUGGCCUGGUCUGCCCACGAGCUAGAGCGGGGAAAUGUUGAGCUCAAAUGGGUAAAUUGAGACCAGAAAAUUAUUUUUUCAACCUAGAGAAUCUCCUCUUACAGGGGGAUGCAUAUAACAGAUCAUGUAUGUGUAGUUAUUUCUAAGUAGUAAUUCUUCCCAGCUCUUUGAUUUGCCAUAUAUAAAAUAGGUGGGUCGUAUGUCUUCCCUUUAGACAUGAUGUUUUCUACUCAUUUGUCUCUCUGGCCAAUUGAAUUAUUAAUAAAAGGUCUGUAUUAUCAAAGAGUAUUCUAGUAUUUUUGUUACUUUUAAUAUUUGAUGCCUUUUGGAGGUAAAGCUGUUGGGGGAAGAAGAGUUUUUGGACCCAUAGAUGUUUGGAUGAUGUCUCUAAUUUGUCAUUUAGAAAAAUCUCAAAAAUGAUUUCAGUUGAAUAACUUGCCUUCUAAAUGAUCAAUUUACUUCUCCCCCAAUUUUAAAGAAGUAUGUGUAUAUUUAAUAGGGGAAGGUAGUUUAUGGAAAUAUUUUUAAUGGAAUAGUUUUCCCUUAAUAUGUAUCCUUGCUGGAUAUUAUUCAAGCUGCAAGUCAUCAAAAGACCCAGAAAAAAAAAAGUCUGUAGGUUAUUUUCUCUACUUCUAUUUCAACUUUGAAUUUCCUCUUCCUGUGCAAAUUCCUCUAGUCAAGUGUGAUAUAUCAAGAAAUCUGAGGAGGAUGCAGGUUUUGUGGUCCUGAUGGGCCCACAAGUUUUUCUAUAUUUAACUGGAAAUAUGCUUUGAUUUUGUGUUAUUAAUAUAAUUCUUUUGAUGUAGUCAUGAGUUUUUCUUUGUUUGCAUAUAAUUAAAAUGCCUCUACUUAAUGUCA